Siniperca chuatsi (mandarin fish) is the source of this 11117-nucleotide messenger RNA. RefSeq names its product myomegalin-like. The transcript has 41 exons. Bases 836 to 8272 code for a protein of 2478 amino acids. Gene Ontology annotation, cellular component: microtubule organizing center; nucleus. The record is from RefSeq and is a predicted model, not a curated record. Gene Ontology annotation, molecular function: zinc ion binding. Lineage: Eukaryota; Metazoa; Chordata; Actinopteri; Centrarchiformes; Sinipercidae.
ACAUAGUUAUCAGCCCGGAAGAUCUCCGACGGCACGAAGGACUGAGCCUGGUGAGCGCGUGUCGGCCUCUCUAGUUGUCGGCAAAGGCUCUGAAAUGAAUGAAGAGUCCCUUUUUCGGACACAGACUCCGGGGAGAGACACAGAGGACUGUCCUAUGACGCCCGAUCCUGCUCUGUGUCCGUGUAAAGGGCAGCGGAUUCUUACCGACCCCCGGACAUGAUAUACCUAACGGCGCGCGGUGCGGCUCGUGUGUCCGUGACAGUCGACUGAUGGUGCAGAGGCGCGUGCGGUGCUGUUGGGAAAUGUGAAACAGCGGUUGGUGACAGUGCGACAAGACAUACUGAAGAUAAAUACAGCAUCUGAUUGAUGAGACGUUAACAUGACUUCGGUAUGCGUCUGUGGGAGUGUGCAUCAUAUUCCCGAUGCACCUGCGCAACUGAAUGCUGAUCCUGGGCAGAUGGAUAUCUUUUAAUGAUGGUCACAAUGUCUAUUAAUCUAUUUUUACCUCGUGGUUUUCAGUCUUGCCAAGAACCACAUGUGCAACCAUUCUCUACAAGUAUGGGCUUCUUUUUGUCUACCUCGUCUCUUUUUAUUUUUAAGCCAUUUAAUUUAAUGCCAUCGCAAGGACUGAUGUCACGAGGAGCUUUACACUACUGCAGAUGAAGAAGAGAAGGCUUUUAAUAUGCACUAAAGGCAUGCAUUUACUCUGAUGCAGCGUGAACAUUAUGCUCUUUUGUGUUUACAUGGGAUCAAAUUCACCAACAAGGAUUCAGGUGUCCUUGUGUUAGAGUAGAUAGGAUAUUCUGCCACUCCUAGAUAAUCGCAAACCUGUGGAAUGCUUGAUCUCAAGAUGAAGGAAACCUGUCGCAUCUGUGGACGGGAGCUCUGCGGUAACCAGCGCCGAUGGAUCUUCCACCCCACCGCCAAGCUCAACCUGCAGGUGCUGCUGUCUCACGCUCUCGGGCGAGAGCUGGCCCGGGAUGGCAGAGGAGAGUUUGCCUGCUCCAAGUGCACCUUCAUGCUGGACCGCAUGUACCGCUUCGACACAGUGAUCGCCCGUGUGGAGGCCCUGUCCAUCGAAAGGUUGCAGCGGCUCCUGCAGGAGAAACAUCGGCUGAGGCAGUGCAUCACUGGCCUCUACCGUAAAACUAAUUCAGAGGAGGGUGCUGUAACAUUAACUGGAGGUAAUGAAAGACCAGGAGAUGGGAUGGUGGACAUUUCAGGUCUCACUCAUGCGAAGUAUUGUGCCCUCCUCCAGGACGACCUGGUCUACUCUUUGUAUGAGUCCUGGGCCGAUGACAGCCUGGACGGUCACCACCAACACCCUCAGUGUGCUGCUGGUCCAGGGUCAGAGGUUACAGUUGCAGGCUCACAUCGUUGUGUUCCCAGCACUCCCAGGAGGUGUCAGGGAUGUUCCUACUGGCGGGUGGCGGACUCUGACUAUGAAGCUGUCUGUAAGGUGCCCAGGAAGCUGGCACGCAGUAUUUCCUGUGGGCCGUCAACCAGAUAUUCAGCCAGUGUUAUUGGAGCAAGUGUGAUUGGAGGAUUAGGAGGUGGUGGAGAAGGAGCAGGAGAAAGAACAAAUGUGGAGGACUCAGAAGAAGCCCCCUCCUCUCUGACUCUGGUCCCUGGUUCUCAGGACCCCUCAAGGACAUCAGACAGCGAUCGCACCCUUGCUGGACGAGCCAGCUCCAGCCCCUCUAUAGCAUCCUUAGAGACAACCGAGGAAUAUAUUCAACCAGGGGCCUUAACAGAUGGGCCGCUGAGCUCCCCCCGGGAACUAAUAGAUGACCGGAUAUCUGACUCUCUCUCUGAGGAGCACAUGGGAGGCCCACAUGGCCAAGCUUCACCUGGACCCAGCCUCUCUCUGGCCCUCUGUUUGCUGCAGAGCUAUAGUGUCUACCGGCCCGUCCGUAGCUCUAAAGGGAGCAAGCUGCCAGUGUUGCUCCGACGGAGCUCCAGUAGUGGAGGCAUGAGGCUGGGCUUCCCUGAUCCUGUUCUGGCAAUGUCUUAUGGAACUCCAGAUGGAGAAAGAGACAACCACAUGCCAACACCUGAGCUGGAGACCCCUUUGAUCAGGCUGCAUGUCGGGGUUGAUCGGGAUCUAAACCUGGCUGACAUGGAAGAUUUAUUGGAGGAUUUGUACAAAGAGUAUCCUCCCCCACCUCCCCACCAGAGCCUCGUUGAGGAGCAGCAGAGCCAACUGAACCAGUAUGAGUGUGCAGCCGGUCAGUGUGUCAGCGAGCUGCAGAAGGCCCAGCUCCAGGUCCAAUCCCUGCAGGCCAAGAUCCACGAGAGCGAGGCCAACAAUAUGAAGCUGCAGGAGAAGCUGAAUGAGAUGGGGUGUGAGCUGCGCUCAAUCCGUCAGGCUGCUCAGAGUCAGGAAAGAACCAUUCAGGGUCUCACAGAGUCCAUCAGCACCAAAGACAGUGAGGCCCAGGAGCUGUACCAGCUGAUUGAAGGACAGAACACCACACUGUGUAAGCUGAGAGAAAUGGCCCACCGCAACCAGCUUGCUCAAUGCAAGGCUCCAGAGGGGGUCAGCGAGUCCUUGACGCUCGCCCAGCUGCAGGGCGAGCUGGUGGGGGUGCAGAGCUCCCUGUUCUCCCUUGGUCUGGAGCUGGAGGCCAGUCAGAGGAGUCUGAGACAGAGCCAGAGGCAAGGAGAUGACCUGGUGAGGUUCAAGGACAGACUCAACUCUGAUCUACAGGAGGUACUGCAGCACAGGGAGGUCACUGAAAAGCACAACCAGGACCUGCACUGUGCUCUUAAGAAAACUCGCUCUGAGCUUCAGGCUAAAGAAGCAGCUCUGAAGGAGAGCGAGGCAGAGAGACACAAUGUGCUGCAAGAAAAAGACAGGAGCAUCACACAGCUCCAACGCACUCUGCAGGACAAGGAGCGACAGUUACAGGAGUACUCAGAGAUGUUGGAGGCAACUGGAAGCUCCAAACCAAGAGAUGCCCUGCUGGAGAAACUAAAAGAGCGUAUUAAAGAUAGAGACAGAGCUCUGGAGCGCUCCAUCGAUGACAAGUUCCGCUGUGUGGAAGAGCGCGAGGACCAGGUGAGGAGGCUGCAGCUGGCCCUAAGGGAGAAGGAACGAGACCUGGAGAGACUCCGCUGCAUCCUGUCCAGCAACGAGGAGACCAUCACGAGUCUGGAUGCCUUGGUGCGUGGUAAAGAGCUGGAGCUAGAGCAGGCGGCAGAGGCCUACAGGAACCUCCAGUGGCUGAAGCAGCAGAGCGAGGAGAAGGAGAGAAACACUCUGAGAGAGAAAGACACCAUCAUCAGCCAGCUACAGGCAGCUCUACAGGCACGCAGCCAGGAGACACAGGAUCUGACAGCCGCCCUCAUUGCCAGAGUUCAGGCCGGUCCCAGCGAGGUUGUAGAGGAGUUGAAGGCUCGGCUAGCGCUGAAAGAGAAACUCUUCCAGGAACUGCUGUCAGACCGCAGCCGCCAGUCUAAUGAACACCAAGCACAGGUGCAGGAGAUGCUGAAAACUCUCAGCUCCAAAGACCAGUAUCUGCAGGACUACUCUUACAGGCUCUCCCUUGUGAUCAGCGAGCAGACCGGCCAGCUGCAGGAGCUGCGCAGACAGCUGUCGUUAAGAGAGCAGGAGCUGUGCGAGCUGAAACGGGACAAGGAGAGAGAGAUGGGAGGAGAGACGGAGCAUCUGCGGAGUCUGCUUAAAAAGAAAGAAAUCUUUAUCAAGGAACUGAUGCAGGGCCAGGAUGAGGUGAUGCAGCCAUCCUCUAAAGAGAGUGAGGCAGAGAUGAAGGCUCUCCAGGAUGAGUUGCAGCUGGUACUGAAGAAGGAGAGGGAGGCUCAGAAGGAGCUCUCUGCUCUGCGUUUGUCUUUGGCUCACCAGCAGGCCACACGAGUGGACACUAAGGACAGCGCUGAUCAUCAAUGUGUCCUGGAGAAGCUUGUGUCAGAGUACAACAAGCUGAACGAUGCCCUGAGAGCGGAGAAGAGAUUAUACCAAAAUCUCAAGCACAUUCACACCAAGAGUGACAGCCCAGAGAAGAUCCAGGCCCUUCAUACUGAGCUAGACUCAGUUCAGGCACUCCGCAGACAGCUGGAGGAGGUCCUGGCCAGGACCCGUAACAUGGCCCUGGUGCUGGAAAGGGCAGCUAAAAGGCAGCCUGACUUUGGAGAGCUCAGCACAGAGGAAGAGGAGGAGGGAGAUGAUGAAGACGGCAGCAGUGACGAGUUCACGGACAGCAUAGAGGAGGAUGAUGAUAAAGUGACAGCCAAAAGUUUGGCCUCAAUUCAGGCUCAUGGACCUGAGAGUGUGACCAGAGUGCCAGUGAGGGGGGUAGUGUCCCAGAGAGCUGAUGUAAAGCAGCUUGAGGAAGCAAAGAAGACACUUGAAGGCCAGCUUGAAGAAAUAAGGUUACAGCUGGAGAGGGAUGGAUACACCUCCGUGGCUCAGAUGAGGACUGCACUGCAGAGGUUGCAAAAGGAGAACCAGGCUCUGAAAGAAAGCCAAAGUCGAGCUGGAGUUGUGGGACUGAGGACAAACACAAAAGAGGAGAAUCGCAGGAGUCUGAACCAGGAAGAGGAGGAGGAGGAGGAGGAGGAGGAAGAAGAAGAGGAGGAGGAUAUUGAGGAAGAAGAUGAAGAGCAGGAAACAUCUCCAGUACCCGUGGGGAAGCGAGGUCCUCCGUGCGUUAGUCUGGGUGACAAGCGAGGGAAGAGGCAAUGCACGAGUCCACGCUCUCUGAUGUCCCAUCAUCACACACACCACACUGAGACGGAGGUGGAGACUGCCGGUGACAGCAGUGAGGUGGGAGCGCUCUGGCAGGAUAUAGAGGAGGGUCUCCGUGAGCAGGCGGCCCGUCUGCGCUCUGAUCUGGCUCUGAGCCACCAGGAGAUCAGAGAGCUGCAGGAAAGGCUGAUGGUGUCUGAGGCCACGGUCCACGCUCAGGCUGAACAACUGAAGGACUACAGAGACCUGCUCACGGAGACAUCGGUGCAGCAGGCCAGUAAGCAGGUGCAGGUGGAUCUCCAGGAUCUGGGUUAUGAGACUUGUGGUCGCAGUGAGAACGAAGCUGAGAGAGAAGACGCUAGCAGCCCAGAGUUUGAUGACCUGGAGAUGUGCACGUCACUGUCCCAUCAACAGGACUAUGAGGGUGUGGGUGGUAGCUGGUACGCUGGUAACUGCAGCAGUAUCAGAGGUGGUUAUGAAAUAGAGGAUGAGUCAUCUUCUCUCCAGCAUCUGGUCCAGGAUCUCCGCUCACAGCUUACCCGCUGCCACAAGGUGAUCCGUGGGCUGCAGCUGCGUGUCCGCUCCCUGUCUACCACCAGCGACUACGCCUCCAGCCUGGAGCGUACCCCACGCAAGGUAAACUGGGCCUUCGAGACAUCACCAGCCCCCAGUGGUGUAGAAGAGGAUGAAGGCUGGAUGUCUGACACCCAAGGGGUUCGCUCAGGGUCCAAGCCCAGCAGGGAACUGCAAGAACUGAUGUCACGAGUUGCUUCACUGGAGGCGCAACUGAAGAGCUCCAGACUGGAGGGCAAAGGCCAAGCAGAAGAGGGGAAAUGUGCCACGUGGCCUGGGAAGUACAACUCUCUGAUCCAGACACAAGCUCGUGAGCUGUCCCACCUGAGGCAGAGGAUUAGAGAGGGGCAAGGAGUCUGCCAUAUCCUCACCCAGCACCUGGGUGAUACCACCAAGGCCUUUGAGGAGCUGUUGCGGGCCAAUGAUAUUGACUACUAUAUGGGUCAGAGCUUUAGAGAGCAGUUGGCACAGAACACCGCCCUGGCACAAAGAGUGGUCACCAAGAUCAGUGGACGUGACCGUGCAGAGAGCCAUGAUGACAAGACAGGCCAUGAGUUGCUUGCCCUGCGGUUGAGUAAGGAGCUACAGCAGAAAGAUAAAAUCAUCGAGUCACUCCACACCAAGCUGCAGCAGUGCCCAGAGACCCCGUCCAGCUGCCAUGCUCUCUCUGAGACCACCGACCAAUCAGACAGAACCUCCUUGGUGUCCGAUGAGUACAGAACCAAUGAAGACUUGGAGCUGUGCUCCGAUUUAGACACCAGAGAAUAUCAGGAGGAGCACCGGCUGCAGCAGCCAGGACACGGAUCAGAACAGAACGUCCGCUCAUCUGUCCCUCCUCCUCAUGGCCUCCUCAAGUCCUCCAGCAGCUGUCCCAACAUGCUUUGCUCAGGCCCUGUGGGUUUGACCAGUCAGUCAUUCAGAGCCCUUUUCAGUGAGCCUGUCUCCUACUCCCUCUCUGUCCCCUCUGGCCCUGACGUCUGGGGUAAGGAAGUCACUUCUGACCCCCGGCCCAGGGCCCUGUCUGUGAUCGCUGUUCGCCCAGAGCUGGACACGCUGUACAAACAGAUGAAUGAGCAGAACAGGGGCUUUGCAGUUCCCCAUGACAAGGCUCUGUUCACUCUCUCACCUGGUGCCCACAACCAGCACGACCUCUACAGCUACAGCCAGCUAUCCCGUCAUGCCUUUCAACAGUAUCAGCUGGGUGGCAUUCCUGAAGGCCACUCGCUGAAGUCUGACUCAGGUCUAGUGACAGGAGGAACUUUGUGGGACAUGGAGAACAUGGCGCAACCGGUUGGAAGCUAUUCUGGAUCACUGGGACACCAGCAAGGAAGCAGCCAUGCAGGGGUAAAUUUGAUAGAGGAGCACCUGCAAGAGGUGAGGUGUCUCCGUCAGCGUCUGGAGGAGUCCAUUAGGACCAAUGAGAGGCUCCGACAGCAGCUGGAAGAGAGAUUGGCCAAGACUGGGCAUGAUGGAGGGGCAACAAACAUCUACAUUCAGGGACUGGACACAGUCACUCAACUGUCCAAUGAGAUCAGAGUCCUGAAGGAAGAGAACUUGGGUCUGCAGUCACGCCUGCAGGCCAGUACAGACACAUGUGAGGAGGUGGUGCAGUUGCGGGAGGCGGUGUUCACAGUACGAGCCCGUCUGAAACAAGCAGAGCUGGAGGCAGAGCAGUGGAAGGAGGAGCUCAGACGACUCCAGGCUCACAGCCAGGAGCAGGGACAGCAGAUACACAUAUUAAGGCAGGAACGACAGGCCAGUCAGGAGAAAACCAACAGGCUGCAGCAUGAGGUGUCUCUACUGCAGCAGCAGCUGUGUGAGAGCAGAGAGCUCAGCCACUCCCUGCAGAGCGAACUACAAGUGUACGAUCGAGUGUGUUCCAGCACUAAGGCCAACAAAGGCUACCUGUGUGAGCUCCCAGGUCUACCAGUGGAGCUGGGGGAGCUGCUCGGGGAGGUGAGGAGUCUGCGAGCCCAACUGCAAAACAGCGUCCAGGAGAGCAGUGCCCUCAAACAACUGGAGCUCCACAAGCAGCUGGAGCAGAAGCUGGGUGUCGGCUCUCCUCGGACUCCCUCCCUCUCUGCCCUGACUGCCAGCCCUCAGAGGGAAAACUUCUACAGACGACAGCUGCUGCACGACCCAGCUCCGUCUCCACCAGUCAGGGACAUUGGUCUGUUUAACUGUGGAUCUCCCGGUCCCCCCUACUCAGACCUGGACGACAGCCAUAGUACUGCCAAUGCUCAUUUAUCUCCAGCAGACCCUCUUGACCCUCAUUCUGAGCUGGAGGGGGAGGCCCCUGAUGGAUCGUUUGCCAACCGUAAUGGCCGCCACGCCAUUGGUCAUGUGGAUGACUUCAGCGCUCUUCAGCAGCAAGUCCUAGAGGGCCGGAGCCUCGUCCAGCGCAUGGAAACAACCCUGCAGACCUGCCUCGGCCCACCACUGUUGGAGGACAACCAGAAACAGAGCAGUGAGCUGGUCCUGGACUAUGGAUGUGUGAAGAGUCUGCUGUCCAACACCAAGACUCUUAGGCAGAUCCUGGAGGAGGUGAUGUCUCUGCUGAAGAUGUUCUGGAGAGCAGCUCUACCCAGCACUGAUCCCUCCAUCCAAAACCUUAAGAAGGAGCAGAGUAUGCAGGAGGAGAUCUUGUCCCUGAAACUGCGUAUAUCAGAGCAGGAAGAGGUUCUUAAGGGGACGAUUCAAAGACUGAGGAGCACCAGCCGCACCAAGGAGAGCAUGGAGCACUUCAUAGUCAACCAGUUGUCAAGGACUCGUGAUGUGCUGAAGAAAGCAAGGACAAAUUUAGAGAAGAACGAGCUGAGACUUUCCUCUCUUAGCUCCUCCUCUUCCUCUCCUUAUGCUGCUGAGGACCCAGGAGGUGCUGCCAGAGAGCGACCUGCUGAUUGCAGUUUCCUGAAGACCAGCGGUGCCUCCGGAGCUGCAGCCAAUCAACGUCCAACAGCGAGGAAGCGCAGCAGCCAAUGCCUGCUUUAGACUUUUAAAGAACCAGCCGCAACGCCACCACCUCUGACCUCUGACCUCUAUGCUGAAACAGCCAAGACCUACCACCCCCACCCUCUUUCCAGCCUUCCAAACCAGCCUUUCUUGUCCCACCCAACCUCCGCCUUUACCUCCGUCCAGCCAUCCUCCGCCUUCCCUCCUCCAGGCAAUACGUGCACAGUAUAAUCUGCACCUUGAGCCUUACCAAACUCCCUUCACCCCCUCGCCAAAUUUCAGUCACUCUCUACCCCCUCCCACCAGAUGCAUUAUUGUCUUUGAGUGAUACAGUCAGCAGUUUGCUUUGUCGUGUGUGUGACAGAAGAAGGUGUUUGAAAUGUGCCUCUGGUGGUUUCAGUGAUGUGGUCCUACUGAUGGAGCUGGUUGAAGAUGCUCCUAGACACUGAUCUCAGACCAGGUGUGUGUUCUCAAUCUGGUUUUCAGUAUGUUUUCAUAAAGACAUUUUGGUUUCAGGGGUUGUAAUACAGACACGUUCAGGAUAACUGUACCUGAUUUCGAAAUUUUGAAAAAUCAACCAUAGACAUGACAGAACUUAACUUGCGAGUUAAAAUAGAAAGUUUCUAUAAUAUAAAACCCUAGAUCUGUAUCUAAGAGCAUCCUCUCCUGAGAGCCAGACAGCCUGUGGACGAGAUAGAUGUUCAUGCAUGUUUAAUCGUGGCUUGUGAGAGGAAUUCUGCACACACGUACACACACAUACAGUACAUAUCUAUAUGUGUGGUCAAAAACGGCUCACUCAGAGACAAGACAUCCUCAACUUUGACUGCCACAGAAAUGCAAGUUUACUUCUCGUGGCACUUUUAUUAACGAGGACAUUUUUUUGCAAAUGCAAUGCAAAGAACAGUGACACCCACAAUGUAUCACUACACAGUGGAGGAAUGUAGAGGAGGUAGGUGAUCACUGCUAAGUAGUCGUGUAUUAGCUAUAUCUGUGUUUGUGGAGGAAGCUUAUGAAUGGUAUGUCAGCCAUCAGCCAAGGCUUAUGAAUAGCAGAACAAAAGUCAGAAAAAGGUUCCAUUUUAGUCACAAGCCUCCUCUUUUAGGUCCUAACGGUGCUUUUUUGGCAUCUACCUAUUGAAUUUGAAGUACAGAAUAAGUAAAAUGCAGGGCAGUAGGGUCAAUUAAAUGCUCAUGGCUUCGAUCAAUCUGGUUGGUUGUGAUUUCUAAGCAGGAUGUAACUAGAAAAUGUAAAAGAAAAGAGGUUCAAGUGCUCAAAUGGAACCAGGCUAAACGCGUAUUCAAACUCCUCUGAAGGAGUUCUCAUACGAGCAUGUGCAAUAAUGAUGUUGUUUCUUGAAUGAUCAUGCUGCACCGGGUUAUUAUUAUUAUUAUUUCUAUGCUUGACCCUGGAUUAUUAGACACACUCAUAAUAAAGUUAGGACACAAUCAGUAUUACGAUUGUACUUGUUUCUGGAGUGUUGAUGCAUGACAGAGAUAGUAAAUGGUAAAAUCUAAGUUAUGGAACAGGGGAUUGCCAAUACUUGCCAAAGUUUGAACUUUGAACUCUUUACUUUCACUUUGACUUGCCUUAUCCAUGCGAAUGACAAACCCAGGUCUGAUCAGACCGUAGGGAUACCGAGGUGUCUUUUUUCAGAGGGCCUCCAGAACCACAGAGAUGGUAACCGUUAGACAGCUAGUUCACUUUAUUUUGAAUUGUGCGAUGGAAAUGAGCUCCUUUUUUGGACCAAAACUCACAAGGCCAUAUGCUAUUGUCUUGAUGUUAUUUCUCUUGGUUCGGGCCGUCUUAGCAUUCCCAUGGCAAUGGCAAUAUAGGUUAUCAAGUUCUUAUAGAUGAUGCAAACUUUGGCAGGCUACUGGUGGGAUCAUUGUUCUUUCAUUCACUCACAUAUAACAGUUCAACUUCACAUUUAGUUUGAUGUGUUUUCUUGCUGUACAUUUGCCAUUUUAUGCUGUAAAUAACCAGCUUUUUCUGUAUGAACUUUACUUUUGUUUGUGUGUGUGUGUGUGUGUGUGUGUGUGUGUGUGUGUGUGUGUGUGUGUGUGUGAAAAAACAUCCAACAUUUGCUUUUUGCAAAGUUGAUUUUCUGGGUAGCUGUGCAAUAGCUUUAUAUCUUUUAUUUUGAUGUUAAACAUCAUUGUAUUACAAGUAUUUUUGCUGCAUUCACUUCUUGUAUGUUAGAGGAUUAUGUCACUGAAUCAAUUAGUUACAUAGGUGGUGUCUGAUAAGAAAUCACAAACUAUGCCUUCAUGAUAUCUAAGUCACUGAUCACAAUAUCGUCCACCUAUAACAAAGCUCUGAUUAAUGUUGCUUCGCUUGCCUUUAAAUUUAGCCUGAGAGAUUCUUCAGUCUGCUCUCAGUGGUAGAAAUGGCCUUGAAUGUCUUAGCGCUAGUCUACCUGAGAUUUGCCAAAUUAGGUUUUGUUUGCGCUCGAGUCUUCAGAAAAAGACAGAAGUUGCCAAGUAUUUCAAUAGAGGUAAAAAGUUUGAUUUUUCCUUUUGAAAUUAAAGACGUUAAAUGGAAAAGUUUUGAAGAAUUGUCUACUGUAAAAAAAGCCAAUGACUAAAAAGAUGUGAAAUGUUGGAUCCACAAAGCACCUUGUUAGAGCGUAAACAAAGCCUAUUUGCUAUUUGUUAUUAAGAAGGGAAUCAAACAGCAGUUUGAAACAAUGUAUUGUUGGUCCUGAGUUGCGUAUGUAUAUAGUGUAUUUUAUUUUUUUCCUGAGUUUGUGCAUAAUGAACUAGAAAGCCGAUACAGGACUCAUAUGGAUCCUGUCUCUGAUGACAGUUAACAGUGUGCUGUGUUGGAAAAAGUAUUAUCAAUGAAAGAUUUUGGGAAAGAAUGAAUAAAACACUUAUGAAGCUUG